AUGGCCAGUGAUCCACAGAAACAAGGCUCAGGCAAGUUGUAUGACUACACUGAAGGGAAUGGUUAUCCUGGUGACCAGCAAGCACUGAGGUUACGAAGGAUUUCAUCUCCAGCGUCCAGUCAGAAUUACCCCCAGUUCAACUGGAGCUCGGCACCCUCAGAGGAGGAUGAGAACGGUAACAGUGAACCACACCGGGACCUCAGGAGUGCCCCAUUGCCCAUGGCACUAAAAAGAGCUAUAAGACAGGUGCAGCAGAUGCAUGUGCCCGUGGUUUCCAGUGUGGAGUCCUGGAAAAGGAAAAAGACCAAAUCUCUGCAUAAACUCAAAGACAAUGCCAGGGGAUUUCUCACACUGUGGAACAAGUCCUUGCAAAAGAUUGGAGGGAACUUCGGCGGUGGUGUCCAGUCUUACUUCCUUUUCCUGCGAUUUUUGGUGGUGCUCAAUUUUGUUUCCUUCUUAUUGAUUGCUGGAUUUGUUCUUAUCCCCAACAUUGUCUUCAGAUCUGAUGGGACAAGCCUUGCUAACAGCACCGGUCCAGAGAAGUGCAUGGAGUAUGACCCUAAUCCUCAAGGCUUGGUGGUGUUCUACAAGUACUUCCUUGACUUACUUUCAGGAACGGGUUUUAUGGAAUAUUCAUACCUGUUUUAUGGCUAUUACAACAACACACUGGGGGAGGACAGAAACUUCUCCUACAACAUCCCCCUGGCCUACCUCUUCACCGUGGUCUUCUACUUCAUCUUUUGUCUCAUUUGUAUCAUAGCACGCAUGGGAACUGCAGCUCGAGUUGCUGUGGCAACAGGAGGCAGCACUGUGGCCAACUACAGUAUGAUAGUGUUUACUGGCUGGGACUACGGUUGCUUGGGAGGCAAAGCUACCAAACUGAAGCAGAACAACAUCCACUACCGGCUACAGGUGGAUCUAGAAGAGGAGAGAAUAAAGAAGCAGGCAGCUGCUCUGACCUCAUGUCAAAAAGUUGUUUUAUACUCUCUACGUGUCUUAAUGUUUUUAAUAUCAUGUGGGCUCAUUGGAGCAGCCUUCUACUGCAUCUUUUUGGCCACCAACUUCAGCCAGCAAAGAAGUGGGGAGCAAGGGAUCCUGGGUUUAAUUUUUGAGUACCUACCCUCCAUUGUCAUCACUGCUGGAAACUUCCUGGUGCCUCUGCUGUGCGACCAGAUCGCCUUAAUAGAGCGUUAUGCCCCUAGCACUACAGUCAUAAUGGCACUAUUAAGGGCAGUAUUCCUGCGUCUGGUGAGUCUGGGUGCUCUGCUUUUCACUCUGUGGCGUCAGAUCACCUGUGAGGGGCACACAGACAGCGGAGCUUGUGAAUUGUGCCAAUACAACCAUGAAGUAUACCCGUGCUGGGAAACACGUGUAGGACAAGAGAUGUACAAGCUGACACUGUUUGACUUUCUCAUCAACGUCGCUGUCCUCGUCCUGGUGGAGUUUCCACGGAGGAUGGUGGUGGACAACUGGCCCAGUAAGUUGGCUCAGUGGGUGGGUCGGCAAGAGUUUGUGGUCCCUUACAAUGUACUCAGCCUGGUUUAUGGUCAGACUGUGGUUUGGACAGGAGCUCUUUUUUGCCCUUUGCUUCCACUCAUCAACACCAUUAAGUUUGUCAUCCUCUUCUACUGCAAAAAGAUCACGCUCUUUUAUAACUGUCGACCAGCACUGAAGACGUUUCGUUCUACCACCUCCGCUUUCUUUUUCUUGGUGGUACUUCUGUUUGGCUGGAUCCUGGCCACAGCUGUCAUGAUUUACAGUCUGGCUGAGAUCCGUCCUUCAAUGGGUUGUGGGCCCUUCCGUUUCCUAUCCAACAUUUGGUCCAUUGUUCCAACCUCUUUCUAUAGCCUUUCUACAACCACACAAGAGUUUCUCUUCUUCAUAGGCUCCCAGGCAUUCACCAUCCCUCUGUUUGUGUUAUCUUGUGUGGUCAUGUGCUAUUUUAUAGCCCUAGCUUCUGUCUAUGGGAAAAAUGUUGCUCUGCUGAGAGCUCAGUUGAAACUGGAGGGCCGCGACAAGCAGUUCCUUGUCAAGCAAAUUGCGGAGCUGAGCCGACAACUUCAGAUACCAAAACAUAAUGGAGUGCAAGACUGCAGAUAACAGAUUGUAUGGACAAUAUUUAGUUUUUAUGACCUUUUUUUUUACCUUAAGCGUGAAAAGACAUGAGAUAUCUGAAAAAACUAAGUCAGUGUCAUAGUGUUGGCUGAGUUCUAGCCGGCAACCCCGCAACAAGGUUAUUGCUAUAAACAUGAUGUGCUUAUUGACAGAUCUAAA
This is a messenger RNA of Monopterus albus (swamp eel), 2274 nucleotides long. RefSeq names its product transmembrane channel-like 4 (gene tmc4). Gene Ontology annotation, cellular component: plasma membrane. Gene Ontology annotation, molecular function: mechanosensitive monoatomic ion channel activity. The transcript has 16 exons. NCBI's taxonomy places the organism in Eukaryota, Metazoa, Chordata, Actinopteri, Synbranchiformes, Synbranchidae. The record is from RefSeq and is a predicted model, not a curated record. Bases 1 to 2100 code for a protein of 699 amino acids.